AUGUUUAAUCCCCUGAAGUCUCUGGGCAGACUGGUCAACAAAUCUUCCCCAUUAGCAGCCCUCAAUUUCAGGGAGCUUCCCUCUGUCCUCAACCAUAGUUCAUCUCCCAGCCAGAACCUGUUCAGUCCUCUUCCCACUUCAUACCCCAUCUUCAGUAAAGUCCAGUCUGGACUGUGCAGUAAGGAGGACCCCCAGAGUAAUGGACAGCCAGGGGGACCCCGAAUCCAUUCCAACCCCCCAGAGAGUCCCAGAGCCAACAAGAAAUGUAAGGGGGUCUCUCUGAGUUUGGCCAUCUUAGAGAGCACACCGAGCAGGACCUACCACUUCACAGAGGAUGAUCUGCACACUGUGCUCUAUGGGUACACCUGUGGCACCGAGACCAAACGUGCCCAACAUGGCGCCACACAUGCCAUCUCUGGGCUGAGGAUACCAGCCAGCUCUGCAGGGUUGGACUCCCAAAUACUGGACAGAGAGGCACUACAACUACCAGAAGGUUUGGCCAUCAUGAGGACCAAGUAUGGAGAUAUUCCAAAAUCAGGGGUCUUUAGCACAAACAUCAUACCUAAAGGGUUGAAAUUCGGUCCGUUUCAGGGGAAAGUGGUGAACACAAGUGAAAUAAAAACCUAUGAUGAUAACUCACUGAUGUGGGAGAUUUUUGAAGACGGAAGACUCAGUCACUUCAUAGACGGGAAGGGGGCAUGUGGGCAUUGGAUGGCACUAGUGAACUGUGCCCGCUUCCCCGAGGAGCAGAACCUGAUCGCAGUGCAGAGUGAGGGGGAGAUCUUCUAUGAGACCUGUAAGGAGAUCCUGCCCAACCAGGAGCUGCUGGUCUGGUAUGGGGAUUUCUACCUCCAGUUCCUGGGCAUCCCUGUCAGUCUGAAGGGCAUGGAUGAGGGCAGAGACCCAUUCCAGCACACAGAAGAGUCUGGAGAGGGAUACAAGUGUGAGCGAUGCGGAAAAGUGUUUGCCUACAGAUAUUACCGUGACAAGCACCUGAAAUACACUCGCUGUGUGGACCAGGGGGAUAGAAAGUUUCCUUGCCAUCUGUGUCAAAGGUCAUUUGAGAAGAGGGACAGACUGAGGAUUCACAUUUUACAUGUGCAUGAGAAGCACAGACCACACCAAUGCACAGUGUGUGGGAAAAGUUUCUCUCAGUCGUCCAGCCUGAACAAGCACAUGAGAGUCCAUUCCGGAGAGAGACCUUAUAAAUGUGUCUACUGCAACAAGGCAUUUACAGCAUCCAGUAUCCUUCGCACUCAUAUCCGGCAACAUUCGGGUGAGAAGCCUUUUAAGUGCAAACACUGCGGCAAAGCCUUUGCCUCUCACGCUGCCCAUGACAGCCAUGUGCGCCGCACUCACAUUAAGGAGAAGGGAUACAGCUGUACACUGUGUGGACAGAAUUUCCUGGAACUGGAGGAGUUCCGAUAUCACAUGCAGAUCCACUCUGCUCUCUAA
Staurois parvus is the source of this 1455-nucleotide messenger RNA. The record is from the annotation of a GenBank genome assembly. Lineage: Eukaryota; Metazoa; Chordata; Amphibia; Anura; Ranidae.